Panicum virgatum (switchgrass) is the source of this 1322-nucleotide messenger RNA. RefSeq names its product rac-like GTP-binding protein 2. The transcript has 8 exons. Gene Ontology annotation, biological process: cortical cytoskeleton organization; actin filament organization; regulation of cell shape. Gene Ontology annotation, molecular function: protein kinase binding; GTP binding; GTPase activity. The record is from RefSeq and is a predicted model, not a curated record. The coding region runs from base 393 to 1031 and encodes 212 amino acids. Gene Ontology annotation, cellular component: cell cortex; cell projection; plasma membrane. Lineage: Eukaryota; Viridiplantae; Streptophyta; Magnoliopsida; Poales; Poaceae.
CGCAGCUGGCCUCAAGUAGAAGGGCACUUGCGGCAAAGCGAGCAACCUUCUUCUUGACCGGCCGCGGCCUGCCUGCCCUGCCGGCCUGCGCGUCGCAUUUACACCGCGCCUCCCGAGGCCAGCGGUAGCAGGGCUCGCCACACCACAGCCAGCUGCGAGCGGCGAGUUCUUUAAGGAAGCGGCAGGGCCGCCUUUGCCCGGCUUUGGCUUGGAGCGGGAGUCGAGUGGCUUGCCUUCUCGGUGAAGACAAGCGAGAAGCGAGCAUUCUUGCCUCUGUCCCUCCUCACCCUCUCCUGCUUUCCUUCUUGUCCUGUUUCUACUAGUAGCAGCAGCAGCCAGCCGCCGCCUCUGCCUGUGCGGGAGUAGGAAGAGGGGUUGGGAGGGAGGGAGAGAUGAGCGUGACCAAGUUCAUCAAGUGCGUGACGGUGGGCGACGGCGCGGUGGGCAAGACCUGCAUGCUCAUCUGCUACACCAGCAACAAGUUCCCCACGGACUACAUCCCUACGGUGUUCGACAACUUCAGCGCCAACGUCUCCGUGGAUGGCAACAUCGUCAACUUGGGCCUCUGGGACACUGCUGGGCAAGAGGACUACAGCAGGCUGAGGCCGCUGAGCUACAGGGGCGCAGACGUGUUCGUGCUGGCCUUCUCCCUGAUCAGCAGGGCAAGCUAUGAGAAUGUUCUUAAGAAGUGGGUGCCAGAGCUGCGCAGAUUUGCACCCAAUGUUCCAGUUGUUCUUGUUGGGACCAAGUUAGAUCUCCGUGACCACAGAGCCUACCUUGCUGACCAUCCCGGAGCUUCAACAAUCACAACGGCACAGGGUGAAGAACUGAGGAAGCAGAUUGGUGCUGCAGCUUACAUCGAGUGCAGUUCCAAAACGCAGCAGAAUGUCAAGGCUGUCUUUGAUACUGCCAUCAAAGUGGUCCUUCAGCCCCCUCGGAGAAGGGAGGCAAUGCCUGCAAGGAGGAAAAGUAGGCGCGGCUCUGGAUGCUCCAUUAUGAACCUGAUGUGUGGCAGCACGUGUGCUGCUUAGGAGGUCGUGGCCUCGAGGAAGUUGAAGACUCGAAAAGCGGUGUGUAUGUGUUUUGGCAAGUGAAUUUGCUAUAGAAUGGGACAGCAUGGAUGCCUGCUUCUCUUGUUUUCCUUGGCUCUUCUGUAUGCUUGAGUUUUAGGCUUAGUGCGUCAGACUCUUCGAGGACUGACUGAUAAGACUUCAGUGUCAUGUAACAAGUUUGUUAGACGAGGAUCGCUGUAAUGUUCUGCAGGUGGGAUGUGGUAUAAGUACUUGGUACUAUAUAAGUAAGCCAGAGCGUGUUCAAGGCUA